UUGGCACUGUUUCAACAGAGUGAUGGGCCACGAUUGAAGCCACUGGCCAUUGCUUCUGGCGGCGGCGGGGCGCCAUCCCUGAUAACUGAAGACAACAUUAAAAACAUUCACGGCAAAGGGAUCCACUUGGGUGACAUGGCAGCUGUGGACGACUUUUUUGAAUCUCUCGCUGGCCAUGGUGGAGGCUGGUCAGGCCACAAGAGAAACGCCAACAGUGCCGGCUCGCUUUUGGAAGGUGCCCAGGGAGGGAAGCCAUGUGGCCAAGUUGCAGCAUUUGCCGAGCAGUUCAGCAUCCCCCUCUCUGAAGGCGGCUUUGGAGGGGGAGGUGGCGGCUGUUUUGGCGGCGGCGGCGGAGGAGGAUACUAUGGCGGCGACGGAGGAGAGGACGUGUCGAGUAACGGAGAAGGCGGCUGGAGUUUUGCCUCGGGCACCGACGUGGCCAUUCAGGAGGGGGCCAACGAGGGGCCAGGGGAAGUGGUUAUUUUGCCGGCCAUGUCUGGGAAACGGUGUGGGUGCGAGUACCAGUGUCUGCCGCUGAGUGCGGACAUGGUCAGCAUCCGGUGUUUGUGUCCCUCGCACUUGUUUCUCGGGCCAGACGGAUUCUCCUGCAUAGCUGAUGUUACAGUUGGCCAAGCAGUGGAUCUCUCCGUCAUUAUCCCCCUGGCGGUGAUUGCAGUCAUUAUGUUCGGUGUCUUCAUUGCGCUGUCCUUCAGCAUUUGUACGUCACUCGAAUAUUUUCCCGUCAUAAUCCGCGUUGUUCAUGUUCAUGUUUGUCUUUUUCUUUUCACUUUGUUGCGCCCUAUUAUCAUCGCAGGUAAUCAGUAUCAAAAGAGACGCCACAGGAUUAUGGGACUCACGAAUCGACCCUUGUCCUCAAUGGCGCUCAAUCGAAUGGGGGCGCAGUUUGGAGAUGGAACGGGGGCGACGUUGUUGGGCGCCCCGACUGCUCUGCCAGGCGGCGCCGUCAUGGACUCCAACAUGGUGACCGAGUACAAUCCGAAUUACGAGUUUGGCGGCAUUUGCUCGCUGCAGGAUCUCAAGACUGUUCCGAGGGACAGACUCUCGUUGGUCAAGGGUUUGGGACAAGGAGCGUUUGGUGAAGUUUACCAAGGUUAUUUGAGGAAUGACGAGAAUGCUGAGAUGGCAGUUGCUGUUAAGGACCCAGACGUGAUUAACACGGCCUUGCCCAUAUGCACAGGCGUUAUGGCCCUGGAAAUGGACACGACCAUCAUCAGGCCGCCGCCGAGCACGGAUGGGUCCCUGCCCUGCCUGUCCCUGGCCCGCGGCAUCGGCAGGGCCCAUUCCCUGUCGUCGUCGGGGGCGCAGAGUUCGCAUCGCAGUGGCGGAUCUGGGUCGUCUAUGACGAUCGGCACGAGGAGUAUGCGACAAGCAAACAGGUCCGAGUACAUGGUGCCGAGGAAUGCGUCUUCUGGGGCACUGGCGUCGAGAGCGGAACAAGAACGAGCCGUGUUCGGAGACGGAGAAAUGAGCAGGCAGCAGUCGGUGCCCUACAACAUGCACGAAACGGCGUCGACGGAGCGACUAUUGGCCGAGGCG
This is a messenger RNA of Notodromas monacha, 1557 nucleotides long. NCBI's taxonomy places the organism in Eukaryota, Metazoa, Arthropoda, Ostracoda, Podocopida, Cyprididae. The record is from the annotation of a GenBank genome assembly.